AUGCCGUGUAAGGAGGAGUCGGCACAGAACGCUCAAGGCAAAGGAUGGCACUGGGAGGAGCCUGGCGACAAAGCAGCGGGGUCAGUGCUGCCGCAAGGUGACCUAAGGCGAGGGGUGGGAAUUGGGGGCGACCAGCGCCGGGAAGACGGGGUCUUGAGGGGCGAGCGGGCGGCGGACGGCACCGUGCUCAGCCGUGUCCCUGGAAGGCGGCAGCACCUCCCCGCCGUUCCAGGCCGAGUACGCACGCACGCACGCCGCACGCCGCACGCACGCACUUCGACGCGCCGCCUGGGCAGCGGGGUGGGCGUGGCCGCAGUUGGCCACGUGAUCUGGGCUGCCUACCGGAAGGGCCCUGCCUGCGUCUGUGGCCGCGCCUGCCUCCCGCGUGCCCCGAGGUCACCCGUGCCCCCUCAGGCCCGAGCCUUCAGCACAGCUGAAGAUGCUGAGGAGGCCAAACAGAAGAAGACCAAGCCAGAACCAGCCUUCUCGAACAUCGGGAGGAAAAUCAGCGAUCGGAUCCUCCGAGUCCUUGAUGAGGCGGGCAAUGACUUGGGGCACAUGCACCGGGCCGACGUGAUCAGGCUCAUGGACCAGCGGGGGCUGCUGUUGGUGAGGAGGAACGCCAGCACCGAGCCGCCCGAGUACCAGCUCAUGACCGGCCAGCAGAUCCAUGAGGAGCGGCUGCGGCUCCGAGAGAGGAACAAGGCCCAGCCCAAGGCAGGACCGACUCUGACCAAGGAAUUAACUUUUUCUUCAAAUAUUGGGCAACAUGAUUUGGACACAAAGAGUAAGCAGAUUCAGCAGUGGAUUGAGAAACAGUAUCAAGUUCAAAUCACUGUCAAGAAGGGGAAGCAAGCAGAUGAGCCGACUGACAGAUCGGAGGCCAUCUUUAACCACAUUCUCCAGACCAUGCCCGGGGAGGCCACCUUCUCCUCCAAGCCCCAGGCUGUGCGAGGAGGCAAGGCCACCAUGUGUGUGCUUCGCCCCCUGACCCCAAAGGAGAAGGCGGCGCAUCAGGAGAGCCAGGGGGCCCUGAGGAGCAUCCUGAACAAAGAACAGGGCGAGGACAGCCAGCCAGGUGUUCUGCACCAGUGACUUUAAUAAAGACAGAUGUGCUUCUGAGAAAUCCCUGGUCUGCCCUCUGCUCAGGCCAGGAGAACUUUAACCAAGGGCCAGGACCGCCACCGUCGAGAGCACUUGUCCUUCCACCUGGCUCCGCAGCCCCGACUCCUCACUGCUGGACAUGGACGAGCCCCCCUCCUGUUUCUUUCUGGGAGGGAUGUAGCCGCUGAGGCGAGAGGCCAAGCUCCGUUUCCUAGAGGGUCUUACCUGUGGGAGCAAGGGAACCGCAGACGGCUCACAGUUAGGGUCCUCUGAACCGGAGUGAUAGCACGUGCAUGCCCUGAUGCCCUGACAGCAGAACUAUGCAACCAGAAAGCACAGUCCACCAGCCCGUCUGAGGUAUACAUUGUGAGCGUGGGGCCUGGACAUGCACAGACCCCCAUCUGGCUGGCUGUUUGGGGGCUGCCAGGGGGAGGGAGGACGAGAAGAAUAAAUGGUUUGCCAAGCGGCUUCCACUUA
Molecule: messenger RNA, 1581 nt
Organism: Echinops telfairi (small Madagascar hedgehog)
Lineage: Eukaryota; Metazoa; Chordata; Mammalia; Afrosoricida; Tenrecidae
Gene: MTIF3
Product: mitochondrial translational initiation factor 3
Biological process (GO): ribosome disassembly; mitochondrial translational initiation
Cellular component (GO): mitochondrion
Molecular function (GO): ribosome binding; translation initiation factor activity
Source: RefSeq, a predicted model, not a curated record